GCCGGUAAGCAUUGAAAUUGAAUAUUUUAGGAACUUGGUGUUUUAUUAUUCAUUUAGCUGUGGUAUUUCAGUUUAAAAUAUCACAAUUCACACAUAUUUUUGAUUUUCAAGUCACUAUUUUGCUCAUGCCGUGUUCCAUCUUGUCUGAAUAACUUCAGUGAUUUCUCGAUGAUAAGUCCCGUGUUUAUGUUCGAUUCUAGAUUACCAGGGCACUAUGGUUAAGUUACACAUCAAGAGAGGCGAUGAGAGCCAGUUCUUGUUUGAGACAACAGUUCAGCAGCCAUUGGAUGAUCUGAUCAAACAACUUAUCCUCAUUCAUAAUGGUAGACUCAAAGUGGAGAGAAUAUGUUCGGAAAUCAAUGAAUUGUCUGAGCAUGGUACUACACUACCUCCUAACAUGCAAGGUUUGACUGAUGAUCAGAUCAUUGAUCUCAAGCUAGUUGAUGAAUGGGGACAGAAGUGUGAACCAAGUGGAGGUUCAGUUGAAUGUAAGGAUCCUAUUGGCAGGAGAAACGGCAAAGCUCCAAAUGAGAAAAUGAAAGAAGUUUUGACAAAGACAGUCAGUGAAGCCAAGAAAAUCAUUUCAAAAAACCAAGCAUCUGCUAAUGUGUGUGUAACACAACCAAUGAUAAAGGAUGCUUUAGACCAGUUAAGGGGUGCAGUUACCAUUGUUUACCCCAUGGGAUUACCCCCUCAUGAUCCUAUUAGGAUGGAGUUUGAAGGCAGUGAAGAACUGGAUGGAACUCAGGCAUCUUUAUCAAUCCUUGAGGAAGACAGCACAUCACUCUGGUUUUCUGGUAAAGAGAUGCACAGAGGGAAAAAACUUUGUGAUUAUAUUGGAAAGAAUGAAAAGACAAAGAUCAUUGCUAAAUUGCAAAAGAAAGGACAAGGAGCGCCAGCAAGAGAAGCUGUAUUCAGUGAAGACGAGAGAAAACAGAUGAUGUUACAUGCAUACAAAAAACAAGAAGAAUGGAAGAAAAUGCAAGAAGAAAGUGAAGAUGCUUACCUGAAUUCAUCAUGGGCAGAUUCCAAUCAGCUUAAAAGUCAACUGCAAGGGAUCAAUAUCGUCAAAUGGGGUCCUCGAUGAGAUUGACCUGACCUCACCUGAACUCUCCCACAUGACCUGAAGAAUCCGGAAUGUCAAUGUCCUUUCAAGGCAGAUCUUUACUAAGAGCACUAACUUUGCAGACCAUUGAUUUGGAACUAUAAAGUUUGGAGGUAGUGUGAAUGUAGAACCAAAAGCUCAUGGAAGUAUUUGGACCUGUUUACUGAUUGAUGACCAGGGGAAUGUUUCAUCAACAUUUUUGUCCAAAAAGUUGUUAGAUCUGACAACUUUCCUUGAUUGAUCAGCUUAGAAGCUCUGUUACUACAGUAACUGUCGUUCAGAUAAAAUAUCUGACAAGUCCUUUCUUGAAGCAUUCCCAAUGAUACUGAUCAUUGAUGGAAUGGAAACAAAAGCAGUCUUGGGGCCGUCUUGUGAUGUACAUGUAUACAAUGAUCUAUGGGGUCGUGUGGUCCAGUGGUGAGAGCAUUGGACUCAUAAUCGCAAGGUUGUGGGUUCAAAUCCCCACUCUGCCAUUGUCUCCACUUUUAUAAAAAGGCCAGAGAGUAACAUCUGUCGACUAUAAGGUCAGCCACUAUGACAGAUAAACCUAGCAUUAAAUGUUCCCCAGGUAAUUAAUUGGUUACAUACCAGCUUGGCGUUUACCAGCAAAAUGUUGUCGUGGCGAGUUCCUACGUUAGUUAUCUCUGGAGAUAUAUUAGAAAUUUUAUCUGUCAUGAAGAGAAAGUUUAUACUAUUAUACAAAUAAUGAAUGUCUAUGAGUGCAAUGGACAGAAUAUUUCUUGUCUCUUUGAAUGAAGUAAUCUUUCAUUGCACAAAUGAAAAAACAUUAUAUGCCACAAAAAUAAAUCUUUGUCAUUUAGCAAUAUGAAUUUUGAAAUGAGAGUGAAGGUAAUUACAUUUGGUCUGUGUAUCAUACUCAAUGUAAACAAAAUGUUUUAUGUGCAGUGCUUGAGGUCUCGGCGGACAUGCAAUGGACAGAAUCGUAUGGAUCCAAAAUUGCACAAUGAAUGGAUCCAAAAUUGCAUGAAUGAUGAUGUCAUUGUAAAAUGGGCUAAAUGAUCGAUAUCAAACAACCAAUCAAAUGACAAGGAUCUAUCUUGGUAUCAUGUAUUUGAUAUGAAUUUGUAUUGAUGAUUAUUUUGCAUGUUUUCAUAUCAGUUUGUACACAAAGCUAUGCAAUUGCAGCAGGUUUUUUUUUUCUUUACUGAAUUGCUAAACAUUGAAUAAUGUUUAGUGACCCCAACAUUCCUUUUUCAAUUAUUUUAAAGUCAAUGAUUGCACCUAAAGCUGUACAUUAUCACAAAGAAAAUAGCUUAAUUUUAUACAAGGGAGGGUCAAUUUAUACCCCCCCCCUUCUGCUGUUUGUUUAAUAAUUGUCAAGCCUUAUUCCAUGGUAUUGCUCAGUAUUAUACCUUCCCCUUACAAAGUUGAAGGUGGUACAUAUAUAGGAAUAAGUGUAUGGGCAGUCCAUUCCAAAUAUUGUGCAUCAAACUGCUUUGUCAGUUUUUAACCAAUUUUCAUGAAAUGUGGAACACACAUUUUUGCAUUUGUCAGAAAUUGUGCUGCCCUUGCAAAAAUUAGGUAAAAGUCUUGUGGUUUAAACUACUUCAUCAGUUUUUAAGGAAUUCUCUUGAAAGUUGGCACACACAUUGGUCUUGGGGUAAAGAUGUGCAAGAUCCAUUUUGUGUGCGUGUGUCAGAAAUUGUGUUGCCAUGGUAACAUAGCCUCGUAUUCUUUUGUGAUUUUCAACAACUUGUCACCAAUUUAUCAACAGUCCCAAUAGAAUUUCAGAUGACGGGAAUAUGUUUAAAGGCUAUGGGGAGCACUGAAAUAAGUGAUUGAAUUUGAUAUGUUUAAAUCUUUCUUUUUGUACCAUGAUAGUUCAUUAUCUAAUCAAUUUAAUACAAUUGAAUAUUUCAAGAUUUGUAGAUACUCAAGUCCAAUUAGAAUAUAAAAAUAGGUUCACUUUUUUGUCUCGCCUGCAUAGCAGAGCGAGACUAUAGGCGCCGCUUUUCCGAGGGCGACGGCGGCGGCGUCAACAUCAAAUCUUAACCUAAGGUUAAGUUUUUGAAAUGACAUCAUAACUUAGAAAGUAUAUGGACCUAGUUCAUGAAACUUAAACAUAAGGUUAAUCAAGUAUUACUGAACAUCCUGCUUGAGUUUCAGGUCACAUGACUAAGGUCAAAGGUCAUUUAGGGUCAAUGAACUUAGACCAUGUUGGGAGAAUUAUUUUCAAAAUCUUAACCGAAGGUUAAGUUUUUGAAAUGACAUCAUAACUUAGAAAGUAUAUGGACCUAGUUCAUGAAACUUUGGCAUAAGGUUAAUCAAGUAUUAGUGAACAUCCUGCUUGAGUUUCAGGUCACAUGACCAAGGUCAAAGGUCAUUUAAGGUCAAUGAACUUUGGUCAAGUUGGGGGUAUUUGUUGAAUUACUAUCAUAACUUUGAAUAUUUAUGGAUCUAGUUCAUGAAACUUGGACAUUAGGUUAAUCAAGUACCACUGAAUAUCCUGUGCAAGUUUCAGGUCACAUGACCAUGGUCAAUGGUCAAUGGUCAUUUAAGGUCAAUGAACUUUAGCCGUGUUGGGAGUCUUUGUUAAAUUACCAUCCUAACUCUGAAGGUUUAUGGAUCUAGUUCAUAAAACUUGGACAUAAGAGUAAUCGAGUAUCACUGAACAUCUUGUACGAGUUUCAGGUCACAUGACCAUGGUCAAAGGUCAUUUAAGGUCAAUGAACUUUGGCCGUGUUGGGGGUAUUUGUUGAAUUACCAUCCUAACUCUGAAGUUUAUGGAUCUAUUUCAUAAAACUUGGGAUAUAAGAGUAAUCAAGUAUCACUAAACAUCCCCUGUGAGUUUCAGGUCACAAAACCAAGGUCAAAGGUCAGUUAAGGUCAAUAAACUUAGGCCAUGUUGGGGUAAUUGUUGAAUUGCCAUCAUAACUUUGAAAGUUUAUGGAUAGAGUGAAUGAAAUGUGGACAUGGGUGUAUUUGACCAUAUGAAUGGUGUUUUUGUGAAUGAUUAUUUUAUAGUAGUUUUCAAAGUUAGCACUGCUGCUAUAUUAAAUUGCGUAAUGCAGGCGAGACUGCCAGAGGCGUUCCACUUGUUUAAUUAUCUCUGAUUAAAUUUAACCUCUCGGGUUAGUUCUUGUAGGCAGUGACAAAGUAUGUGCUUGGGUUUACCAUUAUAAGCUAAGUAUGGCAUUCAGUUGUUAGAAGAGCCUGCAAACCUUGUUAUCAUUUUGGUCGUGAUUUCACAUCAUUCCAAUACCCCACUAUAAAACUAGACUUGGUGUUAACAUGUAUAUCUAAGCUCUGAUUGUUAUAUUCAGGGGUGUGAGAGUUCAGAUUUUUUUGUUUUGAUUUUCAGCUUAAUUUCAACUUAUUUUUGGCUUUCCUCUGUACAAAAAGUAUGGGAGCUCUUUCUAUUUCAGACUUUUUCAACACUCUUCAGCUUUUUUCAGAUCUUUUUAUUUGUGACCACUUACACCCCUGUAUAUUUAUUUCAUCCUGUUUAUGAAUGCCAUCCUACUGUUAAUCUAAGAUGCACUGUGAAUGUGUUCUGAGUAAUAAUUGCCUCAAAUCUUUAUUAAGUGUGUCUUUAUUAAAUAUUCAUGUACUUUUCA
This is a messenger RNA of Lytechinus pictus (painted urchin), 4683 nucleotides long. Its product is annotated as cilia- and flagella-associated protein 298-like. Bases 215 to 1087 code for a protein of 290 amino acids. Gene Ontology annotation, biological process: regulation of cilium movement. The transcript has 8 exons. NCBI's taxonomy places the organism in Eukaryota, Metazoa, Echinodermata, Echinoidea, Temnopleuroida, Toxopneustidae. The record is from RefSeq and is a predicted model, not a curated record.